Molecule: messenger RNA, 4465 nt
Organism: Aspergillus steynii IBT 23096
Lineage: Eukaryota; Fungi; Ascomycota; Eurotiomycetes; Eurotiales; Aspergillaceae
Product: TRAPPII-specific subunit TRS120
Exons: 3
Coding region: 1-4443 (1480 amino acids)
Cellular component (GO): trans-Golgi network
Source: RefSeq, a predicted model, not a curated record
AUGGGUGUUGACCCUCUGUCCCCUAUUGCGCCAGUGCGCCUUAGGGCGCUGCUGCUGCCGGUUGGAAAAAUCAAACGCUCGCGGUUUUUGAGCUUCGCCGCAAGGCUUCAGGCCGAAAAUGUCGUUCGCUUAGGGGAUAUUAGUCCGGAUGCGCGACCCAAUCGAAAUAUGUUCUCGCCAUUAGCAUUUCCUACGGGCAUGAUUCUCUACGACCUUUCCUUCUCCGUGCCCCCGACGUCGCAUCUUGAGCUGUUCCCCUUUGAGGUCUUUCGCGAACCCCUCGUUGUCAUUGCGAUUGCCGAUGGAGCAGAACUGAAGGACCAAGAGGAUGGUGAUAAAACAGAACAAGUCGGCGAGCUUCCCUCCCCCGCUGAACUGGGCCAGCUUCAACAGGAGCUGGAGGUCGUUCGGGAGAGACACACAAGGGCCUUGGUGCAUCAGCUCCUUAUCUUUGAUUAUCAGGGAGUUGACAAGCUCUCGAAUGGACCGGACGACAUUCUAUGGGUCCCAAGGCCUGAGGCGUCCAAGGCAACUACGAUGAAGACUGUCUUGUGCGAUAUCACCUCGCUGCUACUUUCGGAAUUGGACGAGUUCGCAAAAACCAUACAGAACAUACCUUCGAUCGAGUCGCCUAAGGCCUCCUCUUGGGGCCCACAAAGAGGUCCGGAUCUACGCCCACGUCCUACGGAUAGGUUGUUUCAUCGUAUGACCAUGCCUGCGCACCUUCCCUCCAAACCGAACGGUACAUCUGAAACCCCUGUCAGCUCUAGCCAGAGCUCUCCUGCUCCCAGCGACUAUGAGACCCCGACGACUUUUGACGAAAUUACACGGUCUAUACAGCUUUCAAACCGUGCUAGCACGUUUGGGAAACCUAACUCCCUACCCUCAUCUAAGGAACAUAGUCGUGACCGAAUGUCUGUGAGCAGCAUGAGUGCUACAGAUCGGACCAAGAACCGUAUCAAAGGGCGUACUGGCGUCGUCGUGGGGACACUUUUCCUUCAGGCCGGGCGAUGGCCAGACGCUUUAAAGGAGCUCGUCGAUGCGGCAUCGAAUGCUCGCGCAAGCAGUGAUUACGUAUGGCAUGCCAAAGCCCUUGAGUCCAUUCUCCUGUGUCUAUUAAUGUUUGGCUGGGCAGGACUGGACUUCCAGAUCCCUCCCAUCUGCUAUCCUGUGGCCGAUAAGUCCUCGAAAUCAUCCUUCAACCUGGACUCAGGCUCAGGGCAAUCCACGCCCGGGAAUCGUGUGGUUUCCCUUCAGAAUUUGUCAAAUCUCCUACCGGAUCUGUCUAAUAAUAUAAUGAACCUCUAUAACCGUGCAGCGAACAUCACCGACGAACCUCUGCCUCAACUCGUUUUCUCGGAAACAGUGAUCCGCUUGGCGAGAAUACUGGUGGCUGCGCGCAUUCGUGAUGGUGCCCUGGACGAUAAUGCUUUGAAACAUAUUGUCACAAAUGAGCCUCUGGUUCCCUUGCUCCGGCCCGAACGUCCCCGUGGGCUGGUCAUUCUGCGCAAAUCUGAAAUUGCAAACUUUCUUUUUCGUGCUCUGCCACUGUCUCCUGGGUCAGAUCUACCGGCAACAGACUCUAUACCUAUAAUAAUAGGGGUCGUCUCCGUUUUGAACACCCUGGAUCUACCAAGGAAGAAGGCCUUCAUUUUGAGAGAGCUUUUGUCGAUCAUGGUGCCGACACUUGUUCAGGCUCGUAAAAUCGGCGCAGCCGAAGUAGGCAUUCAUCCUGCCGCCGGCCUAGCUUCUCUGAGUGAGACCGCCUUUGAUAUCAACGCCCUUGAUGUCGGUCCCGGGAACAUGGAAGAAAGCGUGCGUUCUCUUCUUGCCUCGAUAGGGGAGAUCUACGGGGUGCAGCCUUCCUCGUUCUAUGAAUGGGAGAGCACCCGCUCUUCAAGAGCCAGCGCUCCGGAGCCGGUUCCUGAAUAUGAUUCAGUCGCCUCAAUUGUUGAGCGAUCCUUUAGGCAUACCGUCCUAGAUAAAUAUGGCGAUCUGAACCUGAAAGUUGACGUUCUUAGAGCCUGCAUAAAUUCGUGUGAAGCUCUCCCAGAUUUCGGCGGUGUCCUCCGCUUUACCGUGGAAUUGCUUCAAACCAUCCGUGGAGAUCUCAUGCUUACUGAAAAACAAUACACACCUCCGUACUUGCCCCACGACGAGCAGGUUCGCCUUCUGAACAACAUUAAGCGCACGGUUGGCGCAGCCAACAAGUUAGGGGCAUCGGGUCUUGAGGCGGAAUAUUGGGACGAUUUCUUGGUCCGUGGAAUCCAAAUGCUACCUUUACCAGACCCCAAGAAACCAGUUCGCCGAUCCAGACCAGAGCUUGAUGCGGUGACCGUGAACAAAGAAAAGUCAACAAAGGACCCAUUCUUGUACAAUCCUUUCUCCAAGGCAAACAACAAGGCCUCGGAGCUCCUUAUCGUUGCUGGGGAACAUGCCGCAUUCCAAGUCACUCUUCAAAACCCUUAUGAGUUUGAGAUAGAGAUCGAAAGACUCCGGCUUGAUGGCGAAGGUGCGCCAUUUGAUGCUGUGGCCGAAUGGAUAAUUCUGCCUCCACUCUGCCUGCAACAAGUCACCGUCUUUGGAAUGGCUCAUGAGGAGGGCAAAGUGAACAUCACCGGCUGCAUUGUUAAGGUUCGGCAUUGCAGAGAACGAAAAUUUCCCAUCUUCCAAAAUUGGUGGAGACCAGAAGCCGAACAGAAAUUCAAACGGAUUGGAUUGGCGGCCAAGAAGCCCUCGAUGGACCGCCCUCUCUCCUGGAGCUCAACGACGUCGAAAGAUGGGAAACCGCUUCCCAAAAAGGGGCCUGAAACCUCGUCCUGCGAUGUCAAAGUGAUCGGCCAACAGCCGUCUCUUGUCAUUGAAUCUCUCUCACUAUCGCAAUCUGCAGUGAUGGUAUUGGAAGGCGAGCUCAGUUCCUUCAAGAUAACACUACGGAACACGUCAUCAUGUUCUCUCGACUUCAUACUUUUUACUUUCCAAGAUUCCACAACGAGGCAGAUCCAGUCGGCCUUAGGCAAUAAAGAUCUAUUGCCAGUCGAAGUUUAUGAGCUCGAGCUCAAGUUAUCCAAGCCGGCUUUGCAAUGGCGCCGAGAAGGUUUGAAUCCAGGUGAUCACACCAUACCUGCAGGUCAAAGCGCCACAUUCACCAUUGACAUCAUUGGGAAAGCUGGCCUGCAAGACACUACAGUGCAGAUUGAUUAUUCCUGCGUUGGAUCUUCUCACGUGGAGCUACCGGAUGUGUUUUAUACUCGACAAUUAUUCGUGCCGCUCACCGUUACAGUAAAUGCCAGUAUUGAAGUGGCCCGCUGUGACAUACUACCCUUCAGUGCGGACUUUGCAUGGUGGAAUAGUCAAGAUGCCGACUUCAAAACGGAGACUGCUCAGACACACCUUGCUCCGUCCUCGCAUCUGACGGACGAUAAUUCUUUCUCUCCGGUGCUCUCUCACCUCGUUCAAGGCGCUUAUGGGCCGGAACACUGCAUCUUGCUUCUUGACCUCCGCAAUGCUUGGCCGAAUCCCUUAUCGGUGACGCUACAGGUGAGCGAGCAGCCAGUGACCUCUCCAAUGCAAGAACCGGAUGAAUCCGGCGCAAAGGAUGACCGAUAUUCUGUGUUUGGAGAACUUCAGCCCGGCCAGCUGUCUCGUUUUGUUCUUGUCCUACCUCGUGUUCACCUCGACAAUCCUCAUGCUUCGAUACCGCUCCUUAAUACGGGAGUCAAGAGACAGUUUGUUGUAAGUGCCAACAAGCUUACAUUUGAGGGUGAGGCAGCAUCACGCGAGGCCUUCUGGUAUAGAGAGGAGCUUCUCAAGCGAGUGAGCGGUUCCUGGAAGGAGAGCCCUAUCGGGCGCCAGGGGACGAUUGACCUGAGGAACUUGCGCUUUAACGCAAGAAUGGUGGAUGCUUUCCGGCUCGACGAUGUUGACAUGACCUUUUCAUUGCGCCCGUCCUUUGCGGAAAACACAUCCGCCGACGAAAAAGACAGUGUCACCCAAACUGGACGGUCAAAAUACCUGGUCCAGACUGAUGAGAUGAUGAAUCUUACUGUCACCAUCCGCAACCGCUCCUCGAGAUCUAUUCACCCACUCCUGCGACUCCAACCGAGUCUUCGCCACCAGCCUAGCAAUAUUGCCCUCGAUCUAUCGCGACGUCUCGCAUGGACCGGUAUGUUGCAGCAGGUCUUGCCUGUCAUACAUAGUGGUGAGAGUACGUCUGCCACAAUCGGGGUGACUGUCCUCAGUAGGGGCGAGUAUGAAUUUGGAGCCACCGUGGAGGAAGUACGACUCCUGAAACCUUUGAAUGGGAACCGGAACUCUCUUCCAGUACCACACACCUUCCAUGAUGAUGACCUGCCUAUCAAGGAUACAUUCGGAGCAGAUGUCGCUAAGAAGCGGCGCAUCUGGCAUGCUAAGGAGACGUGCAUUAUGGAUGCGCACGCGUAAAUCUCACCUGAUGAAGGUUUGG